This is a messenger RNA of Cadophora gregata, 501 nucleotides long. RefSeq lists its product as uncharacterized. Bases 1 to 501 code for a protein of 166 amino acids. The transcript has a single exon. The record is from RefSeq and is a predicted model, not a curated record. NCBI's taxonomy places the organism in Eukaryota, Fungi, Ascomycota, Leotiomycetes, Helotiales, Ploettnerulaceae.
AUGAAGCUAAUCACAUCUCCUCUUCUCUUGGCUUUCCUUACACCACUCCUCUCAAUCACUAUCCUCGCCAUACCAAUUGCCGUUCGAUCCGCCACAACACUCACAGCCACCAGCAUGAGCACAGAUGCCAACGCCAGCACCCCAGUCCUCGAAAAUCUCACCUCCGAAAGUCUCCUCCACCACUACGCUUCCAACCUCCACGUUCCUACCGUCAAGAUCAGCAGAGCUGAGCAGGCUGAGCAGCAAGGACAAUAUUGUGCGCCAAUUGGGUUUAAGAACUGGCAUAAGAUCUGUGAUUCAAGAUGUGAUCCGACGAAUUGCAAUAAUCUGCCUGGAAGGGGAGUGCUUGAGGGAAAUGUUGAAGGUGGCGAGGAGAGGGAGACUGAUGAGCAUGAUGUAAAGGGAAAGGGGAAGGGAGAUGGAAAGGGAGGAAGGGUUGGGCAUUGGUAUAUGAACUCGCCACCUAUUGAGAAGCGGCGCCAUCUCGUUAUUCCCAUGUGA